This is a messenger RNA of Cydia splendana, 4878 nucleotides long. It is a transcript of the gene kkv, whose product is annotated as chitin synthase chs-2. The record is from RefSeq and is a predicted model, not a curated record. The transcript is spliced from 22 exons. The coding region runs from base 130 to 4854 and encodes 1574 amino acids. Gene Ontology annotation, cellular component: cell septum; cell periphery. Gene Ontology annotation, molecular function: chitin synthase activity. NCBI's taxonomy places the organism in Eukaryota, Metazoa, Arthropoda, Insecta, Lepidoptera, Tortricidae.
ACUGGCAGGACACGUACCGUCGUAGGCUCCCGAGUGGCCCUUGCUAACUUUAUUGCAAAUUUCCUUUACUCUUCAGUGAUGUGUCUCUGAGUGUAAUAUCUCUAGUGAUCGUUGUGUUUUCUCUUCAUAAUGAGUGAUCAUGAUCGGAAAAGUUACUACGAGAAGGACGACCAGGAAGAAAUUUACGCGCCAAAUAAUAACAAUUCGUUGUAUAGCAACGGGACUUUACAUUACUGUAGCAUUUACAGUCAAAGAACGGUGCAAGAAACGAAAGGAUGGGACUCGUUCCGAGAAUUUCCGCCGAAGCAGGACAGUGGCUCCAUGGAGAGCCAGAAAUGUCUCGAGUUCACAGUGCGACUGCUCAAGAUAUUAGCUUACGCCGUCACGUUCGUGGUGGUGCUUGGCUCUGGGGUCAUCGCCAAGGGGACGGUGCUGUUCAUGACGUCACAGCUCAAGAAAGACAGGCGGCUCGCUUAUUGUAAUAGAAAUUUAGGUAGAGACAAGCAAUUUAUAGUAAGCCUUCCGGACGAAGAACGAGUGGCAUGGAUGUGGGCGCUCCUUGCGGCGUUCGCUAUCCCAGAAAUAGGAACAGUCAUUCGCGCCGUGAGGAUAUGUUUCUUCAAGUCUUCGAGACGACCGACGAGUGCACAGUUCAUUGUGGUGUUUAUUGCAGAGUCACUCCACACGAUAGGUCUGGGGUUGUUAUUCUUCAAGAUACUUCCAGAGCUCGACGUCGUCAAAGGCGCUAUGAUAACCAAUUGUCUCUGCAUUAUCCCCGCGAUACUGGGCCUACUCUCAAGAAACUCGCGAGACUCGAAGCGGUUCAUGAAAGUUAUCGUCGACAUGGCCGCUAUUGUAGCACAAGUCACCGGGUUUAUUGUGUGGCCUUUGUUGGAAAAUAAGCCCGUGUUAUGGCUGAUACCGAUCGCGUCUUUAUGCAUUUCCUUGGGAUGGUGGGAGAACUACGUAACCAGACAGAGCCCCAUUGGUAUAAUCAAAAGCUUAGGCAGACUAAAAGAAGAGUUAAAUCAUUCAAGAUAUUUUACUUACCAGUUCAUGUCCAUAUGGAAAAUAAUGCUGUUUUUGAUGUGCAUUCUGUUCAGCAUAUGGAUGGAAGGCGACGAUCCGGCGAUGUUCUUCCAACUGUUCAAUGCUGGAUUUGGGCCACAUAAUAUCGUAGUUGAAGAGAUACAAAUUCAAACAGGAGGCACGACGAUUCCUGAUCUAGUAAAUGCCACACUGACCGGAGACUCGGUAGAGGUUGCAGCAGUUUACAAGUCUGCCUUCUACGUUCUGCUUAUACAAAUGUUUGCUGCAUACUUCUGUUACAUUUUCGGAAAGUUCGCGUGUAAAAUCCUCAUUCAAGGCUUCAGUUAUGCGUUCCCUAUCAAUCUAGUCAUCCCGCUGGUAGUGAACUUCUUGAUCGCUGCUUGUGGAAUAAGGAAUGGGGACAACUGUUUCUUCCACGGAACCAUACCUGAUUAUUUGUUUUUUGAAAGCCCACCAGUUUACACCCUAAGCGAUUUUAUUUCUCGCCAAAUGGCUUGGGUGUGGUUAUUAUGGCUUCUAUCGCAAACGUGGAUAACGAUACACAUUUGGACCCCGAAGGCAGAGCGUUUGGCAUCUACGGAGAAAUUGUUUGUCUUACCAAUGUAUAAUGGACUGCUUAUUGAUCAAAGCAUGGCGCUCAACAGAAAGAGGGAUGACCAUAAAGAUGUAAAGACUGAGGAUCUUGCCGAAAUCGAGAAAGAAAAGGGUGACGAAUACUACGAAACCAUCUCAGUACAGUCAGACAACACUGGUGCUUCUCCCAAAACCAUCAAGUCUUCAGACCAAAUCACUAGAAUAUACGCAUGCGCUACUAUGUGGCACGAAACGAAAGACGAGAUGAUAGAGUUCUUGAAGUCGAUCCUCAGGUUGGAUGAAGAUCAGUGCGCGCGGCGUGUCGCUCAGAAGUACCUUCGCGUAGUGGAUCCUGAUUACUAUGAAUUUGAAACUCACAUUUUCUUAGACGACGCUUUCGAAAUUUCCGAUCACAGCGAUGACGAUUCUCAAGUGAAUCGAUUCGUGAAACUUCUCAUAGAUACACUUGAUGAAGCUGCUUCCGAAGUACAUCAAACCAGCAUUCGAAUCCGGCCACCGAAGAAGUACCCGGCUCCGUACGGCGGGCGGUUGUCGUGGGUGCUGCCAGGAAAGACAAAAAUGAUUUGCCAUCUUAAAGACAAAGCAAAGAUUCGUCACAGGAAACGUUGGUCUCAGGUGAUGUACAUGUACUACCUUUUGGGUCACCGUCUAAUGGAGUUGCCGAUAUCCGUGGACCGAAAGGACGUUAUGGCUGAAAACACGUAUCUUCUGACUUUGGACGGAGACAUCGACUUCCAGCCUCAUGCUGUCAGACUGCUUAUCGAUUUGAUGAAGAAGAAUAAGAAUCUUGGAGCUGCUUGCGGGCGUAUUCAUCCAGUUGGAACAGGCCCCAUGGUGUGGUAUCAGAUGUUCGAGUACGCCAUCGGCCAUUGGCUGCAGAAGGCGACGGAACACAUGAUCGGAUGCGUACUCUGUAGCCCCGGCUGCUUCUCGCUCUUCAGAGGCAAGGCUCUUAUGGACGACAACGUUAUGAAGAAAUACACGCUACGAUCAGAUGAAGCUAGGCAUUACGUACAAUACGAUCAAGGAGAGGAUCGUUGGCUGUGCACCCUGCUGCUCCAGCGCGGAUACCGUGUAGAAUACUCCGCCGCGUCGGACGCGUACACGCAUUGCCCCGAAGGUUUCAGCGAGUUCUACAACCAGCGUCGUCGCUGGGUGCCCUCCACUAUCGCCAACAUCAUGGACCUGCUCGCCGACUAUAAGCACACCAUCAAGAUCAACGACAACAUUUCGACUCCGUAUAUCGCUUACCAGAUGAUGUUGAUGGGCGGUACGAUUCUGGGUCCCGGCACUAUAUUCCUUAUGUUGGUGGGUGCCUUCGUGGCUGCUUUCCGAAUCGACAAUUGGACCUCCUUCGAAUACAAUUUGUACCCGAUAUUGCUAUUCAUGUUUGUCUGCUUCACGAUGAAAUCCGAAAUUCAGUUACUGGUUGCUCAAAUUCUAUCGACAGCGUACGCUAUGAUAAUGAUGGCUGUAAUCGUCGGUACCGCGCUCCAGUUAGGCGAGGACGGCAUAGGAUCACCUUCGGCCAUAUUUUUGAUAGCGUUGUCGAGUUCCUUCUUCAUAGCGGCGUGCUUGCAUCCACAAGAGUUUUGGUGUAUCGUGCCCGGAAUCAUCUAUUUACUGUCUAUCCCAUCUAUGUACUUGCUUUUGAUUUUGUAUUCGAUUAUAAACUUAAACGUCGUAUCGUGGGGUACUCGAGAAGUGCAGACUAAGAAAACAAAGAAAGAAAUCGAGCAGGAGAAGAAAGACGCCGAGGAAGCAAAGAAGAAAGUUAAACAGAAGUCCCUCUUAGGAUUUUUACAAGGUGUAAAUAGCAACGAAGAAGAGGGAUCUAUUGAAUUCUCUUUCGCUGGGCUUUUCAAGUGCUUGCUUUGCACGCAUCCCAAGGGCAACGAGGAGAAAAUUCAGCUGUUGCAUAUUGCUUCGACGCUCGAAAAAUUGGAGAAAAAAUUGGAAACUGUAGAAAGGGCAGUUGAUCCACAUGGACUAAGUAGAGGACGUAAGCUAUCGAUUGGGCACAGAGGUAGUACGAAUGGCGAUCACGGGUUAGAUGCGUUAGCAGAGGACCCAGAGGACGAACACAACUCGGAUUCCGAUACCGACACUUUGUCUACUGUACCGAGGGAACGAAGAGAUGACCUCAUCAAUCCUUAUUGGAUAGAAGACCAAGAUUUGAAAAAGGGUGAAGUUGACUUUUUGAGUCAGGGAGAGCUGCAGUUCUGGAAGGAUCUCAUUGACAAAUAUCUCUACCCCAUUGAUGCUAAUAAGGAAGAACAGGACCGUAUAUCCAGAGACCUUAAAGAAUUGCGAAACUCGUCUGUGUUUUCAUUCUUUAUGGUCAAUGCCCUCUUUGUCCUCAUUGUGUUCUUAUUGCAACUGAAUAAGGACAACCUUCAUUUCAAAUGGCCGCUCGGAGUAAAAACUAACAUUACGUAUGAUGAGGUUACGCAAGAGGUAUUAAUUUCAAAAGAAUAUUUGCAAUUGGAACCGAUCGGUCUGGUAUUCGUGUUCUUCUUCGCGUUGAUUUUGUUCAUCCAGUUCACUGCCAUGUUGUUCCAUCGAUUUGGAACCCUUUCGCAUAUCUUGGCAUCCACUGAACUGAAUUGGUUCUGCGCGAAAAAGGCGGAAGACUUAUCUCAAGAUGCAUUACUGGAUAAAAAUGCAAUAGCAAUAGUAAAAGACUUACAAAAGUUAAAUGGAUUGGAUGACGACUACGACAACGAUUCGGGCUCUGGACCACACAACGUGGGCAGAAGAAAGACCAUCCAUAACUUGGAGAAGGCGCGACAGAAGAAGAGGAACAUUGGCACGCUUGAUGUGGCUUUCAAGAAACGAUUCUUUAAUAUGAACGCUAAUGAUGGACCAGGGACGCCGGUACUCAACCGUAAGAUGACCUUAAGAAGAGAGACGCUGAAGGCUCUAGAAACGAGGAGGAAUUCCGUGAUGGCGGAGCGAAGAAAAUCACAAAUGCAAACUCUCGGAGCAAACAACGAAUACGGAGUAACUGGAAUGAUGAACAACAAUCUUGUGGUACCACGUCAUCGCACAUCAACCGCUAACAUAUCGGUAAAGGAUGUGUUUGCCGAGCCCAACGGAGGGCAAGUGAACAGAGGCUACGAGACGACACUCGGUGACGAGGACGAGAGCAACUCCAUGAGGCUGCAGCCGCGGCAAAACCAGGUCUCCUUCCAGGGGAGGUACCAGUGACCGGGCUAGUGAGGUGCCUCAUAU